Messenger RNA from Anopheles bellator, 495 nucleotides. It is a transcript of the gene ND-B14.5B, whose product is annotated as NADH dehydrogenase [ubiquinone] 1 subunit C2. The transcript has 3 exons. Gene Ontology annotation, biological process: mitochondrial electron transport, NADH to ubiquinone. Gene Ontology annotation, cellular component: mitochondrial inner membrane. The record is from RefSeq and is a predicted model, not a curated record. The coding region runs from base 51 to 395 and encodes 114 amino acids. Lineage: Eukaryota; Metazoa; Arthropoda; Insecta; Diptera; Culicidae.
GAUUCUGCCGCAGGGAAAUUGUCUGCAUCUCAGUUGGUAAAAACGGGAAAAUGUACGGCGGAAAAAGUCCCCUGGAGCUGCUAUCUGGAACGACUUCCAAAACCUGGCUACACGAUAAGUGGGCUCCGGGAGUCGGUGGUUUGUUCGGAUUUCUGGGCGCCUGCUACGUAAACUAUGGAACCGGACGGCCAGUGUUCAGCGGCAUUCAGAAACACAUUACGGCUAUGCUAGCGGUGGGCGCGUUUGCAACCAUCGUGCAUAACUGGAGUGAGGCGCACUUUGCCGAAAAGGAUGCUACCCUUCGCCACUACAUUGAGCUGCAUCCGGAAGAUUUCCCUACGCCCGAACGUAAAAAGUUUGCCGAUGUGCUCGAGUACUGGCAGCCGAUUCGUUAAGUACGCUUCUCUUUGCACUGGCCGUACGGUUUUCGGUCCCAUGCCAGACUAGAGUGGAUGUGUAGCGUAAAUGUAAAUAAAAAACUCAAAACCGACGGCA